This is a messenger RNA of Pyrus x bretschneideri (Chinese white pear), 2954 nucleotides long. RefSeq names its product starch synthase 2, chloroplastic/amyloplastic. Gene Ontology annotation, molecular function: alpha-1,4-glucan glucosyltransferase (UDP-glucose donor) activity. The transcript has 8 exons. Bases 440 to 2776 code for a protein of 778 amino acids. Lineage: Eukaryota; Viridiplantae; Streptophyta; Magnoliopsida; Rosales; Rosaceae. The record is from RefSeq and is a predicted model, not a curated record.
AAGGAAGCCCAGGCCCACCACAGAAGCCGAGUGUCUGGCAGAAGAAUCACGGUUGAGCAAGGACUCUGUUUGUGGUCGGUAGACACUACCAUCCUCAUUUCUUCCCCAAUUUCCAUCAGCAAAUUUGAGCCUCGUAAACCCUUCCAUGAUUUCCCCUUCUUCAGUGGGACCCAUCUCAACGACCCUCCUCCCCGAUUGUUCUGUUGCUUUUUCUAUCCCCGUCCAUGGUUUCUCUUUCCCCCGUUUCAGUUUCGCCUCCGAUUCGUCAUCAUUGUUCAAUCCGGCUUCGUUUUCCCACAAUUUCCUUGAUUGUGUUUGUUUCUGAUUGAAUUUCCUCAACUGGGUUUGCUUUAUUUUCAGCGGAAUCGCCUCAGUGUGUUGUAUCCGGUCUAUGACCUCCUGCUAGCUCUCUGAGGCAUUUCGUCGAACACACUGUCUAAUGGCUUCUAUUGGGUCUCUGCCUAUUAUAAUAGAGACCAAGACUGAUAGCUCUGUGCUUGUUCGCAGCAUUAUUAAUCGCCGGCUCAGAUUCCCAUUCUUGACGAAUCGUCCAAGAAGCUCCAUUGAAGUUGGUGGGAUCAAUGCUUCUGCAGGUGGGUCUUCGGAAGCAGUGGGAAUGUGCAGAGGACAGAAUGAUUGGUGCUCAAGAGGGAAUCUUUGGAGGAUUAAGCCGCUUAAUGCGAUUGGAAAGAGCUCCGCGCAAGGUGAGGACGGCGGCGAGCCGGAGGAUCCCCUUCAGGCCACCAUUGAAAAGAGCAAGAAGGUUCUUGCUACUCAAAGAGAACUGCUUCAACAGAUUGCUGAAAGAAGGAAAUUGGUAUCUUCUAUACAAAGUAGUGAUAUAAGCCAAGAAGAAGAGGAAGCUUCUUUUGAACAGGGGAACGAAUCGGUUUCGAAUGCAAAAAGUUCUUCAAGUAGUGGUGAUGAUACGGUUGAAGACCAAAUUGGCAGCAUUGCUUCGAGCGGCUAUGAGCAUUCAACUGAAGAAAAGGAGUUCAAAACCGUGCCUUCUGCUCUUAGUAGAGGGCUUGAUGAAAUAGAAAAGGAUCAUGGAGAUGCUUUACCUUUUAGUAAGUCUCCCAUUGAGCUAGAGUCCAGUAAGCAUGUGAGUACGGAUAGUUCCAAGACAGAGUGGUCUGAUGGUUUGCCAUCUUUUCUUACAAACCUUGAGUCGUCAACGCUAAAAGAUGAGGAGCUUGUUGAUCUGAAAGAACCAAGUGUAGAGGAGGUCCAUGAUGAGGCAGCUGGUUUUACCAUUGAAGACGUAAAGCCCCCUCCUUUGGCGGGUCCUAAUGUCAUGAAUGUCAUAUUAGUAGCUGCAGAAUGUGCUCCAUGGUCGAAAACAGGUGGGCUUGGAGAUGUUGCUGGGGCUUUGCCAAAGGCUUUGGCUCGGCGUGGACACAGGGUCAUGGUUGUGGCACCUCGCUAUGGUGAUUAUGCGGAACUCCAACAUUCAGGAGUUCGGAAAGUAUAUAAAGUUGCUGGCCAGGAUAUGGAGGUAGCAUAUUUCCAAGCCUAUAUUGAUGGUGUAGAUUUUGUCUUCGUUGAAUCUGCUAUGUUCCGUCACAUGGAGAAUAAUAUAUAUGGAGGAAAGCGUGAGGAUAUUUUAAAACGCAUGGUGUUAUUUUGCAAGGCAGCAGUUGACGUCCCUUGGCUUGUCCCCUGUGGUGGUGCUUGUUAUGGUGAUGGAAACUUGGCUUUCAUUGCAAAUGAUUGGCAUACUGCAUUGUUGCCGGUGUAUUUGAAGGCAUAUUAUCGAGACAAUGGCUUAAUGAAAUAUACGAGGUCCAUCCUUGUAAUCCAUAACAUAGCUCACCAGGGUCGGGGGCCAGUAGCUGAUUUCUCCUUCGUUGAUCUUCCGGGACACUACCUGGACCUUUUCAAAUUGUAUGACCCUAUUGGAGGUGAGCACUUCAAUAUCUUUGCAGCUGGUCUAAAGACAGCAGACCGUGUGGUUACUGUAAGUCAUGGAUAUGCGUGGGAGCUUAAAAUGGCUGCAGGUGGUUGGGGAUUACAUGGGAUCAUAAAUGAGAAUGACUGGAAAUUCAGAGGCAUUGUUAAUGGAAUUGACACGAAAGACUGGAACCCACAGCGUGAUGCUUUCUUGAAAUCAGAUGGUUACAUGAACUACUCCCUGGAGACACUUAAGACUGGCAAGGCUCAGUGUAAGGCGGCGUUACAGAAGGAACUGGGUUUACCAAUCCGUGAGGAUGUCCCAGUAAUUGGUUUCAUUGGGAGGCUAGAUCACCAGAAGGGUGUCGAUCUCAUAGCAGAGGCAAUUCCGUGGAUGAUGGGUCAGGAUGUGCAACUAAUCAUGUUAGGCUCUGGGAGACCUGACCUGGAAGAGAUGCUCAGGGCAUUCGAACACCAACACCAAGACAAGGUAAGGGGAUGGGUUGGGUUUUCUGUACAAACAUCUCACAGGAUAACUGCCGGCGCAGACAUUUUGCUCAUGCCGUCAAGAUUUGAGCCGUGUGGACUGAACCAACUAUACGCUAUGAACUAUGGGACAGUUCCAGUUGUUCAUGCAGUUGGUGGACUGAGAGAUACCGUGCAUCCUUUCAAUCCGUACGAGGAGUCGGGACUUGGAUGGACAUUUGACAGCGCUGAGGUCGGUAAGCUAAUCCAUGCAUUAGGGAACUGCUUAUAUACUUACCGAGAGUACAAGCAGAGCUGGGAAGGAAUCCAGAGACGAGGGAUGAUGCAAGACCUGAGUUGGGACCGUGCUGCUCAGAAUUAUGAGGAGGUUCUUGUGGCUGCAAAGUACCAAUGGUGAGCUAUUGCAAGUUCUGUCCGAGCACAUCGACCCGCCAAGGUUCUGUUUAAGGAAAAUAACUACGGUCGUUGUUACCAUGUAAAUUUUGUUCGGACUCUUUUUUUUUCUGAUCAAUCAGACGGUUGCUCUUUGUACUCAGUCUGGCAUGCGAAAGUGAAAGAAUGAUAGUAGUUUCUCA